AUGGUUAAGACCAAUGGCCUAGCCAAAUUUGGUUCCAACUCUGCAAGUCUAUCUCCUCUCCUACGCCUCCCCGCCGAGCUCCGCAACAUGGUCUACAUCUACACUCUUGGCGGCAACACAUGGUCGAUCAACAUGGGCCGCGGUAGGACCAAGCCGCGCGCCGACAACGCCGCCAAGAACGCGUUGGCUCUCCUUCAGGUCAAUCGUCAAAUCUACGCCGAAGCCCACCUCUUCCCUUACCUCUACAACACCUUCGAAGGCCGCCACAACGGCCACUUGCGCGAGUGGGUCCAGUCCUUGCCAAGUACACACCGCAAGUCCAUCACGUCCAUCAAGCGCUACCAGCGCAGCUACCUCAUCGAAGGCGCACAGGGUGUGGAUGUUAGCCCGAUUUUCUGGAUGGAUACCCCCACAAUGGGUCAAUGGAAGCUGAAGGGACUGAAGCGGAUCGAGGUUGAGGUUGCGCUGCAGAAAUGGGGUUGGAACAGCAAUGAGGAAGAGACGAAGGCUGCAAAGGUGAAGGCGUUGGCCAAAUUACGCAAGUUGUUGGAGGAGGAGCAUCCGGGCGUCAUUGUGAAUGUUGUUCUGAGGCGUGGGUAUUGAAGGAAGUAGCAUAUGCGGCGGCGCUUUGGCACGCUUUAGACUAUGGUUCUGUAUUUCCGGUCUAGAUAGCGAGGGGAAUGGUUGUCAGUGCUUGAGAAACCAAGGACCUCGUAUUUGUCUUGAAGUUAGCUGUUUCUAGCUACGAGUUUGUGGAGAAAGAUAGUUACGAGAUCUGUCACCAUGAUUUAUGAUACUUAGAUACAUAGCGAUGAAAUGCUAACUGUAUUAUCGAGAAGCAUGUCUCCUGUGUCAGGCAGGAGAACG
Molecule: messenger RNA, 867 nt
Organism: Macroventuria anomochaeta
Lineage: Eukaryota; Fungi; Ascomycota; Dothideomycetes; Pleosporales; Didymellaceae
Exons: 2
Coding region: 1-603 (200 amino acids)
Source: RefSeq, a predicted model, not a curated record